AUGAAGUUCAACUCGGUUGCCUUUACCCUGGCGACCGCGGGCUCACUCGUGGCUGCCCAGCACAAUCACAAUCACCAUCACCACAGGCGUGCGCCUGAUGGCACCAAUUCCGCCGCCGAACCUGGCGCUACCGCCUAUGCCUACGUUCUGAACGGCGAGGCCGUCUCCCAGGAUAUCGUCUGCAAGGGCAUUGCCGAUGGCACCUUGGCUUUCGCCGAAGGUGCUGUUCCGGCCGGCGUCUGCCAGGAAGCCAGCUCUUCAUCUGCCUCUGUCGCCGCGCCUUCCACUUCGGCUCCCGCUCAAACCUCCUCUUCUGCCAGCCCCGCUGGCUUUUUCGAGGCCUCCUUCAGCUUCUCCAGCUCUAUCGCUGCUUCUUCCACUCUUUCCGUAUCGGUUCCUUCGGCGAGCGCCACUAGCUCUUCCUCUUCCAGCGGCGCCAAGGGUCUGGACGCGGACUUCCCCGAUGGUGAAAUUGACUGCGACACUUUCCCAUCCGAUUACGGCGCCGUUCCUCUCGAAUACCUUGGGUUGCAGGGUUGGUCUGGUAUCCAGUAUGUCAGCAUCAUCGGUGAGCUUGUCUCCGACAUCGUCACUGCUAUCACUGGUGACAAGUGCACGGAUGGUGCUAUGUGCUCCUACGCUUGCCCUGCCGGCUAUCAGAAGUCUCAGUGGCCUUCUACCCAGGGCGCUACCGGCCAGUCUGUUGGAGGUCUUCAGUGCAGGGGCGGCAAGCUGUACCUCACAAACCCUAGCUUUUCUAAGAAGCUUUGCGUUCCUGGCGUUGGUGGUGUCAAUGUAAAGAACACCCUUGGUGACAGCGUCGCUGUUUGCCGCACCGACUACCCUGGCACCGAAUCCGAGACAAUCCCUCUUAACGCCGUCAAUGGAGAAGUCAUUCCCCUGACCUGCCCAGACGGUGAGACCUACUUCAAGUGGCAGGGCAAGACCACCUCCGCUCAGUACUACGUCAACCCCAAGGGUUACUCCACCGAGGAGGCCUGCCAGUGGGGCACCUCCGGCAUCCCCAUCGGCAACUGGGCUCCUCUCAACCUUGGCGUUGGCCAGAACAAUGGCAAGUGGCUUUCGCUGUUCCAGAACAGCCCCACCACCCAGGUCAAGCUGGAUUUCAACGUCAAGAUUGAGGGUGACGAUCUCAGCGGAAGCUGCAAGUACGAGAACGGUGUUUUCAUCGACGAAGCCGGAAGCAAUGAGUCUGGUUGCACUGUCGAAGUCCUUUCCGGCAGCGCCACCUAUGUUUUCUACUAG
Monascus purpureus is the source of this 1266-nucleotide messenger RNA. The record is from the annotation of a GenBank genome assembly. NCBI's taxonomy places the organism in Eukaryota, Fungi, Ascomycota, Eurotiomycetes, Eurotiales, Aspergillaceae.